AUGCGAUAUCAUCGCAGUGGCAAGUACUAUGACAUUGCGCUGGGUUCAGAAGUAGUGCACAUCGGGGGCGAGGACGACGACGAACCGCUGGUGGUGGAGCCUCUAAACGCCGCCGUGAGGGACGCGCUGCAACACAUCCACAAUCUAUACAUCGUCAAUCCUGAUAGCCUUCGGCUUGUGCAACAACUUGGCCUGAAUGCCGACACGAUACAGUUCUUCGCCGUCUCCGGCUCCCACAUGCCGUCACAGGCCGUGACAUGGCCACCAGAGUUGUUCCCAAAGACGCUGUUACUCCCGAUAGACGCCCACGAGCCAUCUGCCCCGCUCAAGGUUCCCAGCGGCGUUCGUCGGCUCGUCCUGCGAAUCCACUAUGUGCGAGGGUCCGACUGGGACCCCGAUGCGCUCAGCAUCGACCUCGGGAACACCAAUCAAGAUCAGAAGCCCGCCGAACUCGUCGUUGUCUGUAAGAUGCGGUUUUCGCCCGUCCGCUCCGUGUCCAGCAGUGGUGGGACGGAGGGAGCUGGCCGCCAACUGGACGCUCUUAUUUCACCGCUCCUCGGCGUGGCCACGCAGUUGACAGUAGUCGAUCCACCCAAGGGGUGGAAGGUGAUGCCGGGUGCGUUGGCCAUGAACCGAGAUGAGUGGGAACGCAGUGGCGAUCCAGCUGAGCAUGAAUGGGCAAGGGCUGAUGGAUACCAUCGGUCAGAUUGA
Molecule: messenger RNA, 711 nt
Organism: Apiotrichum porosum
Lineage: Eukaryota; Fungi; Basidiomycota; Tremellomycetes; Trichosporonales; Trichosporonaceae
Exons: 1
Coding region: 1-711 (236 amino acids)
Source: RefSeq, a predicted model, not a curated record